UGUGGACAGAGCGACGGAGUUUCUCUCAACCCAGAUGUGUAAUAGGCGCGCGUUUUCCAGAGGCUCGGUUAUAAAGCGUCCGUUAUUUACCCGACUACUUUCAACUGUUCUCCUUUUCGGUAAGGAACUGCUCAUCGAGCCUCACGCGCACGGCAGGCAGGAAGACAAUCAAAUCAAGGACUGAUCCUUUAUGAUUGCUUUGAAUCGAAUUUUCAUCUUUCAGUUAACUAUGAGAUUGCUUCAACCCUGCUCUCAGGAUUAAUUCCUAUGUAAUCGUUAUUUGUUUCCCCCUCUCGUCCAAUAUCUGUCUCCAAGUGUAGGCUAAGCUUGUUCUGUGGUCAUGGGGUGUAUACUUUCAUUUUUGCCUAGGCUGUUGAGGGUCUUGACCGUUGUGUAAAAGCGGUUACCGUGUGGAUGUAUGGUCUUCACAGACAAAGAGCCAGCGAAGGGAAACUAGUGGAAGUUUGAGACCAGGAAGAAUGCAGGCGACGUGUUGGUUUGCGGUGUUACUCCUGACGCCAGCGUUUUACUUGGUGAAAAGUGUUCAUGCUUCCAAGGCGGACCUCCUCAAGUCGGGCAGCCCCAAGUCGACGUUAAAACACAUAUGGACAGAAAGCAGCAAGGACCUGUCAAUCAGCAGGUUGUUGUCACAGACUCUCCAUGGCAAAGAGAACACCACGGCCCUGGACCUGCGCUACGACACCCCGGAGCCCUACUCCGAGCAGGACCUCUGGGACUGGCUGAGGAACUCUACCGACCUCCAGGAUUCUAGAGCAAGAGCUAAGCGGCGGCCUAUGGUCAAGACGGGCAAAUUCAAGAAGAUGUUCGGUUGGGGAGACUUCCACUCCAACAUUAAGACGGUCAAGCUCAACCUCCUCAUCACCGGGAAGAUCGUGGAUCACGGCAACGGAACCUUCAGCGUCUACUUCAGACACAACUCCACAGGCCAGGGCAACGUGUCUGUGAGUCUCGUCCCACCAACCAAGGUCGUGGAGUUCGACGUGGCGGCCCAGCAGUCCGUGAUUGACGCCAAGGACUCCAAGUCCUUCAACUGCCGCAUCGAGUACGAGAAGGUGGAGAAGGGUGCCAGGAACACGCUGUGUAACUUCGACCCUUCCAAGACGUGUUACCAGGAGCAGACUCAGAGCCACGUCUCCUGGCUCUGUUCCAAGCCCUUUAAAGUCAUCUGCAUCUACAUCUCCUUCUACAGCACUGACUACAAGCUGGUGCAGAAAGUCUGUCCGGACUACAACUACCACAGUGACACUCCCUACUUCCCCUCUGGCUGACCACUCCCACAACAACAAUCCCAAUGUGAAGGACCAGUAAGUUACAAAGCGGGGCUUGUUCUUCUUUUUCCCCGCCCAGAGAAAUAUAUGUUAGCUGUACUGUUCUGAAAAUAAAAGAAUGUGUAAAAUGAAUUGAUUAUCUAUUUAUGAAAUUAAGGCAAUAGAGAAAGUAAAGACUUAUGGGGUAUUAUUAUUUUGUCUUUCAAGUGUUGUGCAAAACCAUUAUUAUUAUAAAUAUAAUAAUUAUUAUAUUAAUAUUAUUAGUAUACAAAUACUAUGACUAAACAAUAAUAUUGAUUAUAAUUCAUUUGUUUUUAUAGAUUUCAUACCUUUUUUCAUCAGUGAUUUCAUAGAUGCAUCAUGUGUACAUAUUUGGGGUUGAUAGUUCCAUGUGUAACUAAGUAAAAUCAGAAUUUCAAAUAAGUCUUAUUAGUUUGUAACAACUUGUUAAUGUUAUCAAUAUGUUAUAUUCAUUUUCUUGGUCCAGUUUGAUUCUUGGUGCUUUAAUUUUCUCCUUUUAGUAUUUCUUACUUUGCUCCUUAGGGCCACCAUACUUUCUGUAUGAAAGUUCAUUUCUGUGAGCUACCAAUUGGAUGGCAGCAUACAUGAUUCUAUGUUUUGUUUGCACCUGCAAUACUCUUCAUUCAUAGCAGCUCAAUUCCGCUCUCUCAGAAAUAACAGUCCAGACUCCUACCCUUGAAGGUCUACAAGAUCCCCACACAUUUCCAAAUCCUUUGACCCCACAGUCGAGAGAGCUGAGGAAGAGGAGAGUGUCAGUGUGCAAUCCAAGUAGGUGGUCUUACCACUGACAGUAGGUGGUCUUAGCACUGACAGUAGGUGGUCUUACCACUGACAGUAGGUGGUCUUACCACUGACAGUAGGUGGUCUUAGCACUGACAGUAGGUGGUCUUACCACUGACAGUAGGUGGUCUUACCACUGACAGUAGGUGGUCUUACCACUGACAGUAGGUGGUCUUACCACUGACAGUAGGUGGUCUUACCACUGACAGGAUUCUCCCGCAGGCAUGUUUUAUAAAAAAUAAACGCAUUUUACAUGUUCAGGAAUGAUGCUGUUCAAUCUUCAGCUUGUCCCUGUAUAAGUCCUGGCUCAGAUUAUUAUUAGCAAAUCACAGCCUUAUUAGGUUUAUUGUUAAUAUUCAGUUGUGAUUGAUUGGGGGGCUUUGCUCAUUGUCAUUGACUUAAUAAAAAUUGUAAUGUAAUGAAUUCUAUAUCUUAGAGAGCCUAAUUUGUAUGAAUGGUUUGUAUUGUCCAUAGUUUAUUCUGAAUUGAGCUGCGUCUGUAUAUGCCCACAUAAAGCUGUCUACCCCUUCCCACAAUCUCUCUCUCUCUCUCUCUCUCUCUCUCUCUCUCUCUCUCUCUCUCUCUCGUGAA
Messenger RNA from Oncorhynchus masou masou (cherry salmon), 2681 nucleotides. RefSeq names its product neurexophilin-1. The transcript is spliced from 2 exons. Gene Ontology annotation, molecular function: signaling receptor binding. The coding region runs from base 480 to 1289 and encodes 269 amino acids. The record is from RefSeq and is a predicted model, not a curated record. NCBI's taxonomy places the organism in Eukaryota, Metazoa, Chordata, Actinopteri, Salmoniformes, Salmonidae.